UGUGAUUGGCCGACAGGGGCCAUGUUUGCAUUUCCAGCUGUCUAGAUGCUGGCUAGCUAACCGGUUAGCUGUCUGUGGUACAUUUGCCUCUUUAUACGGGGGUAAUAAAAUAACAAAAGGCCCAUCCACCCCCGUUAAAACCGGCUUAUUCGGAAGUCACAAUGCCGGUUCACUCCCGGGAGAAGAAAGAAAGUAACCACGAAGAAAUGGAGGUGGACUUUCCCGAGCAAGACGGGAGCAGCACAGACGAGGAGGACACUGUUAGCUCCUCGGUGUCUGAAGAUGGAGACAGCUCGGAGAUGGAUGAUGAGGACUGUGAGAGGAGGAGGAUUGAGUGCCUGGAUGAGAUGACAACCCUGGAGAAACAGUUUACUGACCUGAAGGAGCAGUUGUACAAGGAGCGCCUGAGCCAGGUGGACAUCAAGCUGCAGGAGGUGAUGGCUGGCUGUGCACAAGAGUACCUGGAGCCUUUAGCCAACCUGCAGGAGAACAUGCAGAUCAGAACCAAAGUUGCUGGGAUCUACAGGGAGCUGUGCUUGGAUUCAGUGAAGAACAAGUACGAGUGUGAGAUCCAGGCGGCAUGCCAACACUGGGAGAGUGAGAAGCUGCUGCUGUUUGACACUGUGCAGAGCGAACUGGAGGAGAAGAUACGGAGACUGGAGGAGGACAGACACAGCAUUGACAUCACCUCAGAGUUAUGGAAUGAUGGAUUGCACUCGCGGAAAAACAAGAAAAAGGACCCGUUCUGCCCUGUCAAGAAGAAGAAGCCCGUGGUUGUUUCUGGGCCGUAUAUCGUCUACAUGCUGCAGGACCUUGAUAUCCUGGAAGACUGGACGGCGAUUAGAAAGGCGAUGGCAUCACUGGGGCCACACAGGGUGAAGGUGGACGUCCCUCCAGUCCCUCCAGUCCCUGCAGUGAAGCCGGACAGACAUCACCACGUGGCACGCUUCGAGGACGGGCGACUUUUCUACGACAACCAGUGGUACUGCAGGGGACAGGCCAUCUGCAUCAACAGGAAGGACGAGUACCCGGCUAGUGCCAUCAUCACCACCAUCAACAACGACGAGGUAUGGUUCAAACGACUGGACGGCACCAAGUCAAAGCUCUACAUCUCCCAGCUGCAGAAAGGCAAAUACACCAUCAAGCACUCGUAAAAAAAACACGCAUACAGACCAGAACCAUCAUCUCUGCUGUUUAUAUUCAUCUCCUCUUUAGUAUAUUUGUACAUUCUUGCCAUAUGUACAGUCACACAUUAACCCAUGUGUAUUCGGGUAACAAAAGAAUAUCUGCUCUGUAAAUAUGUAUGUAUGUGGAUAUUCUCAACAAGGUCACAAAGUGUCAUUUUCUCUGGAACGGAGAUCAAUGCAAAGUGCUGCUAAAAAAACCCCCACAAAGGUCAAGGAAUCGGAGCGGUAACGAACUUUGGUUGCGGAACGUGCCUUUCUGAGCAGACGAUGCCUGUCCCGAACUAUCAAUAUCGAUGCAGUGAAGCCUUACUCUGUACUGUGUAAGCACCAAGAAAACUGAAGCGGGUCAAUGUCCGAGGUAAUACCCCCCUCCCCUCGAUCCAGGUAAGGAUGCCGUCAGAGGUGUGUUUGAUUUACCUCUCCGGACGUGCCGGUUAGACUUGAAUAUCUCGAUAGAGCCGAAUUUACCCGUAUCAGGAUCCCCGGAUGUUUAAAAAAAGUUGCACAAGUGUUAAUAUUGUGAUGGAAAAUAAUCAAUCAAUUUUGAGUAAAGAUUUUAUUGUGAACGUAAUGAGAAUUCUUCAAGAACCCCACGCGGGUAUUGUUGAUGCUACUUUAGGGAGUUGCUGUUCUAAAUGACCUUUUGAUGUUUUUAGUGUCAUUUUCACAGCAUUAUGAAGUUUUAAGUUCAAACCAAGGCCAAUUCAAUGCACUUAAAAAACCUUAAAGAAAACAAUCUGUAUUUUAAAAAUACAGUAAUGAAAGGUGCCCUGUAUAUAGAGAUGACUGUGUAUCUCGUCUUUACGUCACUGUGAUUCUUCCCUCUGUCUAUUAUCAUGUUUUCAUGCUUCUCAUAGUGCCCCCUGUUAAACAAACAUUGAUGAGGAUUAAAUGGGAUAGUUUUUCAAGUAGGUUUGUAUAACGUACUCGUCCAAAAAGCCAAAACUUUCAAGAAAGUACAAGGGGCAGCAGCUAAAACGUAUGUUAUCCACCUAAAAUAAUCUCAAAAAAUGUAUAUACAGCUCUGGAAAAAUACCUAUAAAACACUAAGGUCACACAACAUCACGAACAGACUAGCCGUGAUAAAGCAGCAACUUCCUGUUUUUAUUAUUGGAGUGUGGAGGCUUUGAAAAAACCAACCAGUGGCUUUCGAAAUGGCUGUGUGACAGCAAGGUAAGGUGCAAAUAUUCUUAAAAUACACUAAUGAUAUUGAUUGUUUUACAUAGGCCUUUAUUUUAAGUGGCUAAAAUACAUUUUCCCUGUCCACUUUAGUACAAUAUUUAGAUUCUGUGCCGGUAUACUUGUCUUGCUGGGCUCUUCCGAUCGCCAUCUGUAGUAGGUAAUACACUAACUUUAUAAAAGUACCUCAUACUGCUUAAACAAUCCAAACUAUCCCUUUAAGUUGCUGCACACCACCAGUUUGAACUGACUCUUAUUCUGUGCUGGUGGGCUCGUAUUCGCCUAACAUUUCUAAUUCAUAGUGCCAUUUUUCAGGGUAUUUUUUAUCUUUAUUCAACUCUUAACUAGAAGGAUGGGAGAAGUCCUGCAGUGUAAAUGUUUCACUGGAAAGAUCCAAGUAUCUCCCAUUCUCCGUCUUUUCCUCUCGUUUGUGGCGCUUCUUUUUACCUUUAUUAUUAUGUCUUCUUUCUAGCUGACAGUAAAACUUGAUUCUUAACAUUGAUGUAUUUUCAGAUAAGUGGGAUAUCAAGGAUAAGGGAUUUUAUUUGUGUAAAAUCCGUCCAACCGUAUGUGUACAUUUUGCUGGAUUCAAUCAAUGGAAUCUUUCUCUGUGUUGUGCGGUGCUUUAUAUUUUCAGCAGUGCAUUGCAAGUAUUACCUGCCAACAGUGUUGUAAAGACAGGUGCUGGGAACAUUAUAUCAUGAACAUGAACAAAGUGUCUGUGAAGCCUGGUAAGGCAUCAACUCAGUAGGACUGUUGAUAGGUUGUUUCUGCCUGUUUUUACCUUUUUAUGCAUUAUUGUUCCUUUUUACCAUUUGAGGUAAACAGAAAAAAAUGUGACUUUGUGCCAACGCAUGUACAGCUGAUUAAAGAUUUUUGUUUGUUUCAUUUA
Molecule: messenger RNA, 3258 nt
Organism: Eleginops maclovinus (Patagonian blennie)
Lineage: Eukaryota; Metazoa; Chordata; Actinopteri; Perciformes; Eleginopidae
Gene: brms1lb
Product: BRMS1 like transcriptional repressor b
Exons: 10
Coding region: 162-1154 (330 amino acids)
Biological process (GO): negative regulation of transcription by RNA polymerase II
Cellular component (GO): Sin3-type complex
Molecular function (GO): histone deacetylase binding
Source: RefSeq, a predicted model, not a curated record